AUGGAUGGAAGAAGUUCUGCUGCUGAAUCCUCUUUGAGAACGGGCCCUCCAUCUACUACAUAUGCUGAUAAAGUGUUUGAAAAUGACAUGAACAUUGCUAUCAGAUUGACUGAAAAAGCCUACGAGAAUUGUUUGUUUAGAGGCACUAAGAAUGGGUUUUACGACUUGCAAGCUGCUCGAGAUGAGUAUAGGCUCUCUUGCGGCAGUGGUGGCAUGAAUCAAGAACUUGAUACUGAGUUUAUGGAUGUGCAAACACGCCUCAUUGAACCAAUCUGUCCUCAGUUUGCAGAGCAUGUUUGGAGGGAACUUUUGAAGAAGGAAGGCUCUGUGGUAAAGCAGGCUGGCCAACAUCAGAUGAGCCAGAUUUGGUUCUCAAGGAGCAUCUAUAAGGAGCAUCUAGAGGCUAGCGUUGCUCUUCUUAGAAAGCUUGUAGACGAAUGGAAGGACCAUUCCCCUAAAUUAUCAUCAUCACCACAUGAUACUCUCACUGUCAAUCGAACUAUGAAUUGCUUCAGGCUUCUUCUGGCGUUGUUUCCCGAUGGCAAAGCUGUUUAUGAUAGCCUUGGUGAUGUUAUAUGCCGUGGUGAUAAAAGAGUCAUAAGAGAAGGCCGCAAAAGCUUCCCAAGCGGACACAGCUCAUGGAAGAAACAAGAGAAAAUGGCUAUGGCUAUGGAUCGGAUCGUCCUUUCCCCUUCAUCUUGCGUCUAUCGUCGUCCUUCUCAAGCUCGGCGAUCCAGAUCUUCCAGUGUCUUCAUGGCUUCUACCAUUCGCUCUGUUUCUACGAAACUGUAUAUCCCUCCUAGAGAGGUGCAUGUGCAAGUGAAACAUUCCAUGCCGCCACAAAAGCUGGAGAUCUUCAAGUCCUUAGAAGGAUGGGCUGAUGAGACCCUCCUGACGUAUCUAAAACCUGUUGAGAAAUCUUGGCAGCCGACAGAUUUCCUCCCUGAGCCUGAGUCAGAAGGAUUCUAUGACCAAGUCAAGGAGUUGAGAGAAAGGUGUAAGGAGCUUCCCGAUGACUACUUUGUGGUUCUUGUUGGGGACAUGAUCACAGAGGAAGCACUUCCGACUUACCAGACCAUGUUGAACACCUUGGAUGGUGUUAGGGAUGAGACAGGCGCAAGUCCUACUCCUUGGGCUGUGUGGACUAGGGCUUGGACUGCUGAAGAGAAUAGGCAUGGUGAUCUUCUUAACAAGUAUCUUUACUUGUCUGGUCGAGUGGACAUGAGGCAGAUUGAAAAGACAAUCCAGUACCUUAUUGGUUCUGGAAUGGAUCCAAAAACUGAAAACAACCCUUACUUGGGUUUCAUCUACACUUCGUUUCAAGAAAGAGCGACCUUCAUCUCCCAUGGAAACACUGCGAGGCACGCGAAGGAACUUGGAGAUUUGAAACUUGCUCAGAUAUGCGGGACCAUUGCUGCUGAUGAGAAGCGCCACGAGACUGCCUACACCAAGAUUGUGGAGAAGCUCUUUGAAAUCGACGCUGAUGGCACGAUCUUGGGCUUGGCUGAUAUGAUGAAGAAGAAGAUCUCGAUGCCUGCACAUUUGAUGUAUGACGGCCAAGAUGAUAACCUCUUUGAGCACUUCUCAACCGUUGCACAGAGGCUUGGUGUCUACACCGCCAAGGACUAUGCUGAUAUUCUGGAGUUUCUUGUUCAACGGUGGAACGUUGAGACUUUGUCAGGCCUUUCUAGUGAAGGACAUAGGGCUCAGGACUUUGUCUGCGGACUACCUGCAAGAAUCCGUAGAAUUGAAGAGAGAGCUCAAGGAAGAGCCAAAGAAGCAUCCAAAAACGUACCAUUCAGCUGGAUCUUUGGUCGAGAGAUCAGGGCUUAA
This is a messenger RNA of Microthlaspi erraticum, 1833 nucleotides long. Lineage: Eukaryota; Viridiplantae; Streptophyta; Magnoliopsida; Brassicales; Brassicaceae. The record is from the annotation of a GenBank genome assembly.